Molecule: messenger RNA, 1587 nt
Organism: Exophiala spinifera
Lineage: Eukaryota; Fungi; Ascomycota; Eurotiomycetes; Chaetothyriales; Herpotrichiellaceae
Exons: 4
Coding region: 1-1587 (528 amino acids)
Biological process (GO): amino acid transmembrane transport
Cellular component (GO): vacuolar membrane
Molecular function (GO): amino acid transmembrane transporter activity
Source: RefSeq, a predicted model, not a curated record
AUGGCGAAUACCGACCCUAUGUCGAGUUCAUCCUGGCGCGGAUGUCUCAUGAGGCAGUCCAUUGCGUCGUACUUCUGCGGCAAGAAGGAGCAAGAGAAGAGCAGUGAGGCCGCCGUCGGGGAGGCUUCCCGAAACGAAUCGACGGCGUCUUCGAGCAGCAAUGGGAUUUUGAGUGGCAUAUCACCUGGGGAUGAGCUGGAAGAGAAGGGGGCUACCGAGGAUGAUCCCAUGGCGUCUCACGGUCUAAAGGAUGGUGUCGAAUACAAGUCUAUGGCUUGGUGGCAAGCUGGAAUGGUCAUGGUGGCUGAGACCAUCUCUCUCGGCAUUCUCGCCCUUCCCAAUGCCAUGUCGAAAGUCGGCAUUAUUCCUGGAUUGAUCCUUCUUCUCUGUCUCGGUGCUAUGGCUUCAUACUCUGGCUAUGUCAUUGGCCAGUUCAAACAGCGAUUCCGACAUAUUCAUUCCAUGGCAUGCGCCGGAGAGGUUCUCUUUGGCAAAUGGGGUGGUGAGAUUCUUGGAUGGGGUCAGUUCUUGUUCUAUGUCUUUAUCAUGGGCAGCCACAUCCUGACCUUUUCCAUCAUGAUGAACGCCAUCACUGAUCAUGGGGCUUGCACCAUUCUCUGGAUGGUGGUUGGCACUCUCCUCAGCCUACUGUGCACCCUGCCCCGGACUCUGAAGAAUCUCUCAUACUAUUCGGUUGCCAGCUUUCUCAGUAUCGUAGGCGCCGUUAUGAUCACCAUGAUCGGAGUCAGCAUCACGAAGCCCGGUUUCAUCGAUGGCCGGAUGUCGGUCAGGUUGUGGCCUCAGCCGGAUCUCUCGUUUCAGGAUGGCUUCCAGGCAGUGAAUACCAUGGUCUUUGCCUAUGCAGGACAUGUCGCCUUCUUCACGUUCAUCUCUGAGUUGAGGAACCCCAACGACUUUCCCAAAGCUCUGGCCUUCUUGCAAAUCAGCGACAUCAGUAUGUACAUCAUCACGGCCGUAGUGGUGUACGUGUACGCUGGUGAAAAUGUCAAGAGCCCAGCUUUGGACAGCGCCAGCACUGUCGUCAAAAAGGUUGCGUACGGCAUCGCGAUUCCUACCAUUGUGAUUGCAGGUGUGGUCAAUGGGCAUGUCGGAGUCAAGUAUGUGUAUGUGCGAGUGCUGCAGAACAAGCCGCAUGAUUUGAUGCAUCAGCCACUAAGACGACACAACGAAGUGUCCAACAAAAAGGAGUUUACUAAAUUGGGAAUCAGAUCCUACGGCACAUGGGUUUUGAUCUGUACGCUCUCGUGGGUGGCAGCAUGGCUGAUAGCCGAGGUAGUUCCUGUUUUUAACGACCUUGUUGGGCUAACCAGCGCUCUGUUCGCGAGCUGGUUCACUUUCGGGCUCAGCGGUAUGUUUUGGAUGCGGUUGAACCUCCUGCAGGACCAGGAUGGGAAGCUGAGGAUGGUCCCAUUCAAUCUGUGGACCUGGAAAACGGCCGUGUUGUUUCUGAUCAACACUUUGAACAUCCUUGUGGCAGCAAUUCUGUGCUUCGUCGGUAUCUAUGCCAGCAUUUCAAGCAUGAUCCACAAUGGAGCCACCAAGAAGCCAUUCACCUGCGCGGCUUGA